AUGGCAGAGAGGAGAAUCAGCAACGGAGGAGACAUUGUUAUCAACGUUCCAGAGAAAGAAGGUUUUAAAGAUGCAGCAGCAUCACCUUCUACACAUGUAGCGGCUUCACCAAACUCAGACACGGCGACAGCGAAACUAGAGCCGUUAAGCAUUCCACUUCCUUUCUCUGGCAGCGUUCAUAAACCGUCUAAGAUUCCAAGUCCUAUCACUGAAGGUCUAACUCGGAGGAGAUCUCUUUCGAGGUCAGUUUACUCCAAGUCCAACUCAAGGUUUGGUCAACAACAAUCUUAUCGUUUCGACAAGACUAUGGUCGAAGAAAACUGUGGAACCCCUACGGAACCGUUUCGUGCUGCUUCAUUUUCAAAUCCUUCUUUUAACAAGGCUUUCUCUAGUAUUAAAUCGAAUAGGAGCACUGGCCCAGCAGCCCUGAGUAGAGUUAAUGAGGACGAAAUGGACGAAACUGAUGAAAAUGAAGAAAUCUACAAAAGGGUUAAACUGCACCAAGUGAAGCGUAGAGGAAUAAGACAUCUAGCUCUUCUUGAGCUACUAGUUUUUGUUGCUAUUCUAUGCACUUUGGUUGUGUGUUUAACCAAUGAUUCGGUCAAGAAGCAUCGCAUUUGGGGUUUAGAAGUUUGGAAAUGGUGCGUGCUUGUGAUGGUGACGAUAAGUGGCAUGUUUGUGACAAACUGGUUCAUGCAUUUCGCGGUGUUCAUCAUAGAAAGGAACUAUCUCCUACGUAAAAAAGUGUUGUAUUUUGUCCAUAGUUUGAAGAAGAAUGUUCAAGUCUUGAUUUGGUUCGGCUUGAUUCUGGUUGCUUGGGUGAUUCUGUUUGACGAUGAUGAUAGACACUCUCGUAAGGCUAAGAAGUUUCUCGACGCUAUAACUUGGACUCUCGUCUCCCUUCUCGUAGGGUCAGCCAUUUUCUUGGUGAAGACAUAUGCCUUGAAAGUUCUUGCUUCAAAGUUCAACGUCAGAAACUUCUUUGAGAGAAUUCAAGAAUCUGUUUUCCACCAAUACGUUCUUCAAACUCUCUCGGGAUUUCCGCUUAUAGAGGAGGCAGAGAGAGUUGGACGUGAGCCAAGCACUGGCCACCGUAGCUUCACGAGCACCAAUGGAACGGUGGAAGAGAAGAAGGUGCUUGAUAUGGGCAAGGUUCACAAGAUGAAACAAGAGAAGGUAUGUGCAUGGACAAUGCGAGUUUUGAUUGAAGCUGUGGGAGGUUCAGGUCUCUCAACCAUAUCUCACACUUUAGAUGAGUGUAGCAAUCGGAAGAAGAAAUCUAAUAAAGAGAUUACUAGUGAGAUGGAAACUGUGGCUGUAGCUUAUGAUAUUUUCAACAAUGUUGCUAAGCCAAACUCGAGGUAA
Molecule: messenger RNA, 1365 nt
Organism: Brassica napus (rape)
Lineage: Eukaryota; Viridiplantae; Streptophyta; Magnoliopsida; Brassicales; Brassicaceae
Product: mechanosensitive ion channel protein 9-like
Exons: 1
Coding region: 1-1365 (454 amino acids)
Biological process (GO): detection of mechanical stimulus; monoatomic anion transport
Cellular component (GO): plasma membrane
Molecular function (GO): mechanosensitive monoatomic ion channel activity
Source: RefSeq, a predicted model, not a curated record